GCAAAACCCGACGUCACUGUGACGUAGCACGUUGCGUAGGCUAGCUGUAGCAGUGUUAGCGGUGUCAUGGUGAUGUUGUAGAGGAUUUCUGAGGGUUUCCAAAAUAUCGACGCAGAUCGCUAUUCAUGAGAGGAUUUUAUUAAUGCUCUGUGUUGUGUAGAAGAGCCCUUCAGACCUUCACUGACCCUUGACCUCUGCUUAUCACAUGUAAGAGAGUUGGGCCAGACAGAUACUCGUGGGUCACAUCCUCUCUCUCUAAAGAGCCUCCUCCAUUCAGCUUCUCGAGGGCAUCAUGGGAGGAAUAGAAGAAGAUGAUGACGUGUCCCUGCGGCACCAGGAAGAUGAGUGGAGCAGAAAUCAGGAGAACGAGCACAGUCCUCCAGGCUCCGAGACCAACGCCAAGUGGAUGAAGGAAGGUCAGAAUCAAAUAUGCAAGUUAGCAGAGCAACAGCAAGACCAGAAUCUCAACCUGGUUGAAAACGAGAAUGAAUCUACUGACAGAAACCCAAACCAGAACUCAGAGCGGAGCCAUGAGGAGAAGAACAAGACCCUGAAAGCGCUCUGCUCCGAGCACAGCUGGGCAGACGAUCAGCCUCUUCUGAUUUACUCUUCUAACACUCUGAUGGAGAACAACCAAGAAAACCAAGAGCACACGAGAGACCAGGAAGUAGAGCGAGAGGAAGAGGAACAUUUAACUCCCAGCGGAGGCCAGGACACCAGCUCAUCUAAGGUUCAGAAGACGGGAGGUGAAGCUGGCAGCAGAAAUGCUUGUCUGUUGUUCAGUAAGCAGGGCGUUCCCAGCGACGAGGAGUCCAGCUGCAUGUCUCUGUCUCAGGGAAGCACUGCAAGCAGCACCCCGGACGGAGAGCCAGAGUCCUACUGGGAUGGCAGUGCUUUUGAAACAGACACGGAUCUGCCGGCUGGAUGGAUGAGGGUGCAGGACACAUCAGGCACCUACUACUGGCACAUCCCUACAGGGACCACGCAGUGGGAGCCACCUGGACCCCUGGAGGAGAGAGCAGCCAGCACCUCACCUGCGCUCACACCUGCUGACCAGCCUCAGAUGACAUGGAGCGGUGUUUCUCACCCAAACACAUUCACUGAGGAAGAGCACUGGCAGAAGGAGGAUGUGGCUUCUGAUGAAAGUCUGAAGGAGUUUGAGGGAGCGACUCUGCGCUACGCCUCCAUCAAUCUCAGUUUUUCUCAGCCUGAGGAGGAAGAGGAACAGACUUCUUUGAGCAGUAAUGAGGGGGCGAAGCAGUGCUUCGCAGUGCGUUCUCUGGGCUGGGUGGAGAUCUCAGAAGAGGAGAUGGCUCCUGGAAGGAGUAGUGUUGCUGUUAAUAACUGUAUCCGACAGCUGUCCUACCAGAAGCACAAUCUAGAUGACACCGCUGGCAUCUGGGGCGAGGGGAAGGACAUGCUUCUGGUGCUGGAGAAGGAGACUCUGAGCCUGAUGGAGCCUCAGGGGGGAGCACUGCUGCACUCUCAGCCCAUCAUCAGCAUCCGUGUGUGGGGAGUCGGACGCGAUGAUGGCAGGGACUUUGCAUAUGUGGCACGAGACAAGUUGACUCACGUGCUCAAGUGUCAUGUAUUUCGCUGUGACACGCCUGCAAAGAACAUUGCCACAAGCCUCCAUGACAUCUGCUCUAAGAUAAUGUCCCAGAGGAAGUCAUCCAGCAGACAGAACACGGAUCCCUCAAGACUUGGGGACCUCCCUUUCCAGGAGUUCCCAGUUCCCAAGAAUGAGCUGGGCCAGCGCUUCCAGGUGCGCUACUUGGGUCGUGUGCCAGUGACGAAGCCAGCUGGCAUGGAUGUGAUUAAUGUGGCACUGGAGACUGCUCUCAACAGCAAAGACCAGGAUUGGACACCUGUGACAGUGAGCGUGGCGUCUGCUACACUCACUAUUCUGACGUCUGAGACGGAGGAAGUUCUUUCUGAAUGUCGUGUGCGUUUCCUGUCAUUUAUGGGAGUUGGGAAGAAUGUGCACACGUUUGCGUUCAUAAUGGCAGAGGGACCUGGAGACUUCAUAUGUCACAUGUUCUGGUGCGAUCCAAACGCUGCGAGUCUAAGUGAGGCCGUACAGGCCGCCUGUAUGCUGCGGUAUCAGAAGUGUUUGGACGCUCGGCCCCCCAGCGGUGGCAGCUCUUGUCUGCCCGGGCCGCCUGCUGACUCUGUGGCCCGCAGGGUGGGAUCCAGCGUGAAGAAGGGGGUUCAGAGUCUGCUGGGGAGCUUCAAGAGAUCUGGAUCUCAGACACCCUAAACCCUGGUGUUUGCCCUGUGUGUGUUUGUGUGUUUUGAUCCGAGGGUCCUUCACACCAGAGCAUGUGAGCGGUGGGACGCAAGCGCUCCAGUAAUAUCCCACUCUCACUCGCUGUAAACCAGGUCCCGCUGCCACACGUUUCUCUAGAAGGCCUGCUUGUUUACUCUGUGUACCCAUAUUCUUGGAUAAGUGUCUAAAAUGAUGCAUGCUGAUAAAUAGAAAUUAUCAUGUUUCAAAACUAAAUUCUUACAUUCUUCAUAAUUUUAUUAAUGGUAUAAAUUAAAAUGUAUUCAAUAUUUUAAUCUAACCGUAGCAAACAUGCCUAAAAUGCAAAAGUGUAUUUGAUUUUGGUUCACUUUAUUUCAGUGACAAUAGCUGCCGUUGUUGUGCAAUAGAACAUUCAAAACAGGCUCAUUAAAACACAAACACAAGCGAGAUGAAGUAUGCGUGGAUCCGUACUAACACACCUGAUAUAAAGCCUGUGAAAAGCAGACACAAGAUGAAAUGCAGUUAAAGAGCGUUUGUUUGAUGAGCGGCGCUGAGCAGAUAUUAGCUCUGCUUCACAACACUUCACCUGUCAUUCUACACACGAUACAUGCUACACUGUCAGAUAUUCCAGCGUUACACAUUACACUUUUAUUUGCCUUGGUUUCAGAUGUACUGUAGAGAUGGUUUAGUACUACUGGGUUUGAAUGUGAUGUUCCCAAGAUUGGAUUUUCUGUUUUCUGUGUAAUUGAUGUUAUGUGCACUACACUCUCUUAUGACACUAAACAUUACGCAUGCUAUCAGAAAACACUACAAUGAGCUUAUAUACUAUGCAAUGUGCUUUUUUCAUUUGUUCUUCCGUCUCUGGCUUUGCAUUGCGUCACAUCCUGUGCUAGUUUCGACUGCUUUUCUUUUCUUCUGAAGAAUUGAUCACUCUUCCCCAAACUCAGCAUAGAGGCUGAAGCGUGGCUGAUAUCAGUCGCAAGCCCAGAGUUUGGAUCAUCUGUGUGCGGUUUACCCUAAAAACAUGCGGUCCCUGUCAUGUUCCACACCUGCACACCUCCAGGAGUCUGUCUUUGACCAGAUGCACUGCAGUUCCACUUCUGUAUUUGACCUCCUUGCUUACCGCAAGUCACAGAGCCUUUUCAUUUCUUCCAUUAUAUUUUUCAAUUAUAAAUCUAAUUUAGAUUUUUGACGUAAAAAAUAAACUAUUACUACACAUGACUAAUUUAUUCAUUUGUAAAAUAGCAUAAACAUAUCCUAGUCUUCCAAAGCAGAUUUGCUCAUGAAGAAAGCCUAGCUUUAAAUGAGCUCUUUUUUUCAUUAUCUUCAUUUCUUUUAUUAUCUUACAGUUUUGUGUUCUGAUAUGUUGGAUAUCUGGAUGAAGAAAAAAACAAUUAGCUCAUUAUCAAAAACCCUCAAUCCUAACAUCAGCGGUGUGUUUAACAGAAUGUGAAAGAGACUGAUUCUCAAGAAGGGGUUUGAUUUUGUGUUUUAAAUUAUACAUUAAAGUCAACUGAUGAUCUACACAUAUUUACACGUUGUGUAUUUGGGGGAAAACAUUAUCUUAAAUGCUUUGCAACAAUGGAUGUCUUGCUGUAUAUAUUUAUGUCUUUUAACUCUUAGGAAUGUCAAGUUCAUAAAUAUCAUGUUCUUUGAUUAUUCCAGUUAACGUACAUACUGAAUGUAACACACUAAUAGGGCCAGACAGCUACAUUUUUCAUUGUUUUUUAGUCCCAUUUUCUGUCGUUAAAGGGAUGUUUAGUUGUGGUUUUUUCUUUUGUUUUGUGUACCUGGAUGCUUUAUCUUGGCCAAGUUUACUUUAAUACUUUGUGUAUGUGUCUAGAUAAUGUGAUGUGAUGCUUAAAAUGGCAGUUGCUCUUUGUAACGCUCUAGAAAAUCUUUAUGGAGGAAUAAGCAUUCAUGUACAUGUAAAUAUUCUGCUUCACAUCAACAAAUGGUAGCAAAGAAAAUGUCAUUUUUUCAGUUAAAUACCCUGAGGGUACUUUAUGUUUGUGUGCCAAAAAUCACAGCUGUAAAAUCACUAGCUUGAAAUGUUACUUGCAUAUGCAUAAAUAAUAAAGCAUUAGCUGAUUGGUAAAAUGGUAGAAA
This is a messenger RNA of Carassius gibelio (silver crucian carp), 4357 nucleotides long. RefSeq names its product amyloid beta precursor protein binding family B member 1. Gene Ontology annotation, molecular function: amyloid-beta binding; transcription factor binding. Gene Ontology annotation, biological process: regulation of DNA-templated transcription. The record is from RefSeq and is a predicted model, not a curated record. Gene Ontology annotation, cellular component: nucleus; cytoplasm. The coding region runs from base 293 to 2260 and encodes 655 amino acids. Lineage: Eukaryota; Metazoa; Chordata; Actinopteri; Cypriniformes; Cyprinidae. The transcript has 14 exons.